AUGACUGUUUCCAACGCAGCUGAUGGAAAUCCCUCGUUUCCCAGUGCUACGGAAUCAACACCACUCCUGAACGGACCGUCCCAGCCUUCAUAUACCAGCGAAGACGACACCGUUGUAGAUAAGAAUGUCGACCCAAGCCUGUCGUCGACUGCUUUCGCCCCCGAGGAGGACCCUGCCUUGCUGAGUCUCUCCAGAGUCACUUCGAUCCCCCAGGGUAUUGACGUCGAACCCAACCUCGAACAGCUGCCCUCCGCCACCACGAGCCAUAAGCAAGACCCCAGAGAUGCGGAAGAUGUCGCCCCCAAUGACCCUAUCGGCUAUGCCUCCCGCUUUAUCAAUGUCUCGCCCAUGAGGUUCUGGCUUAUCUUCACUGGUAUUCUAAUGGGUUACGUGAUUGGGUUCUUCGACGCGACCUUGAUGGCAUCCAGUCACCCCGUCAUUACCUCCUACUUCCACGCCUCAAACUCCGCGUCGUGGCUGUCGACUGCCUUCCUGUUGACAUCCACCGCUUUUCUCCCGCUGUUCGGACGCAUAUCCGACACGUUCGGAAGACGACCCGUUUAUCUUUUUGCGAUCGCGGUCUUCUUCAUCACUACCGCGUGGUGUGCUGCCGCCCAGAGUAUGGUCAGCUUCAUCGCCGCUCGCGCCUUCUGUGGCAUGGGAGCCGGCGGUGUCUUCUCCAUGGGCAUGAUUCUCUCCAGCGACCUCGUGCGCCUCGAGUAUCGCGGUGUCUAUCAGUCCUACAUCAAUCUCUGCUUAGGCGCUGGGGGCUGCCUCGGGCUGGCGCUUGGCGGGUUCCUGUGCGACCGAGUAGGGUGGAGAGGUGCGUUCCUCGUGCAACUACCCUUCAUCUUCGUUUACUUCCUAGUAGCGGUCUGGACGACCCCGGCCGAUCUGGGGAGAAAGAGAGCGAGAGCAGACCAAAUGACUCUAUCCAAGCUGAUCUCGAGCAUUGACCUCGUUGGUUCGAUUAUCCUUGUCGUGACUGUGACUGCGUUGAUAAUGGGGCUCAAUCUGGGCGGCAACGUGUUUAGCUGGUCCCACCCGAUCGUCAUUGCGUCCUUGGUCUCCUUUUUCAUCUUCGCAGUGCUCUUCGUUCGGUAUGAGCGCACUGUGGAGCGCGGUGUCAUGCCACUUUCGCUGUUGACACAGCAGCCUCGCGCGGGUCUCAUCUUUGGAAACUUCUUUGGCGCCAUCUCAAUCAACACCAUGAUCUUUAAUGCCCCCCUCUAUUUCCAGGCCGUCAAAUUAGCCAGUCCAACUGACUCUGGUCUCAAGCUGAUCAGUUCGACGCUCGCGGUGACCACCUCUAGUGUUGCGAUCGGCUUCCUCAUGACUUGGACGAAGCAGCUCAAGCCCGGAAUCGUGGUCGGAGCCGUCUUUCUGCUCUUGGGAGGCUGUACCGCUGCAUCGAUGGGCGUGGACACGCCUGAUUGGAUUGCGAUGGUUUGCAUCUCUCUGUCCAGUUUGGGCCAGGGCUGUGGCUUCCCUUCCAUCAUGGUGUCGGUUCUUGCUACUUCUGAACAGGACGACCAAGCGGUGGCCACUACCACUCUGGGCAUGUGGAGAAACCUGGGCUCGGUGAUGGGCGUGGCGACGAGCAGCUGGAUCUUCCAGAACACUCUGCUCUACCGACUCGAAGACAUGGUCACGGGACCCAACAAGGAGGACGUCAUUCUCCUUGUCCGUAAAUCGGUCCAAGCGAUCGCAAACCUGGACCCGAUGCACCAGCAGCAAGUAAUUGGAGCCUAUGCUGCGGCUCUCCGCGUGACCUUCCUCUCUGCUGCCGUCUGGGGUGGUAUCAUGCUCAUUCUGCUCCUCCGCGUCCGAGUUCCCAAACUGGGGAGCAAGGCAGAGUGA
This is a messenger RNA of Aspergillus heteromorphus CBS 117.55, 1860 nucleotides long. RefSeq names its product putative MFS multidrug transporter. NCBI's taxonomy places the organism in Eukaryota, Fungi, Ascomycota, Eurotiomycetes, Eurotiales, Aspergillaceae. The record is from RefSeq and is a predicted model, not a curated record. Gene Ontology annotation, cellular component: fungal-type vacuole membrane. The coding region runs from base 1 to 1860 and encodes 619 amino acids. Gene Ontology annotation, molecular function: basic amino acid transmembrane transporter activity. Gene Ontology annotation, biological process: transmembrane transport; basic amino acid transport. The transcript is spliced from 2 exons.